This is a messenger RNA of Selaginella moellendorffii, 2524 nucleotides long. Its product is annotated as probable trehalose-phosphate phosphatase C. Lineage: Eukaryota; Viridiplantae; Streptophyta; Lycopodiopsida; Selaginellales; Selaginellaceae. Bases 812 to 2149 code for a protein of 445 amino acids. The transcript has 12 exons. Gene Ontology annotation, biological process: trehalose biosynthetic process. Gene Ontology annotation, molecular function: trehalose-phosphatase activity. The record is from RefSeq and is a predicted model, not a curated record.
CCCUGUCCUUGGAGUGGUCAGUGUAAAGCCAACACGAGAGGUCCGUUGUUCCGGAACGGGGGUGGAAGAGAGGAAGUUCUCCACAGUGGCGGCUUGAGAGGCUUGAAAGCGGGUGAAAAUAGGCUAGAAAAUUCGCAAUCUACUGUGGCUUUGAGUGGAAGAAGCGCUCCUCUAGGGUUUCUUUUCCUUAUUUUUUUUCUCGGCUGCCCGUUGUUCUUCGUGCCAGGCGCCGUUUGCGAGGCGAUCGAGCGCUGCCGGACGAAGUAUUGCAUCAUCGCAACAGCAAACCGCUCCAGGCAUCGCCGAUCGAGUGAAAAAGAAGCAUCGCGAGGGCGUAAUAUCUGUUUUCUCCUCCCUCGUCCUCUUCUGCCCUGUUGCCGUGUGAUUCUCGGUGGGAGCGGCUCAGUGGGGGAAAUUUUCCUUUUCUCCAGUGUCUCGAUCCCAGUGCCGCCGCUUGUUCUAUAAAUCCGAGGGCCGAUCCCUUCUCUGGGCAUUGCCGGUGCUGAUCGAUCGCCGCCGCCUCAUGCAGCAGAGGCCGACGGAGUGCAAGGACCCCGCGAGCUCGUGAAAUUGUGUCGCCAAGAAAAGCACAGCGGCAGCAGCUGGAACUUAGCUAAGGCGGGGCAGGCAGGCCGAAUUUGACUAAAACUCUUUUUUUACUCGGCGCUUCGUAUCGCUCCUCCCCGUAUCUCGAGUCUUCACGUGCUGCAUCAAAGGGGGGCUCGUGGAAAGAGCCGUUCUAGAAACUUUGGUGAUCGCUUUGGCUUGCAACUUGCAAGGCUUUGGACCAACCAGAGAGGAUCUCAUCCUGAUGGCCGUCAGCUCCAAGCGCAGCAACGCAAUGCUCGCGGAUCCCGGUGCGGCCUUCACCUCCAAGUUCUCGGACAUGCCAGACUCGUCGCUCUCGCUACUGGGUUCCAGCUCCAGCCUCUUCCCGUAUUGCAGCAGCUCGGCUCCCUUCGCGGCCGCGCAGCAGAGAAUUGGUGGAUGCCGGUACGAGAACGGGAGGAUCAGCAGCUGGAUCGAAGCGAUGCGUGCGUCCUCGCCUUCUCGAGGCGCGCCGGUCAAGGAUGAGCAGAGCAACAACGUCAAUAGCAGCAGCAACAGCAGCAGCAGCAGCAGCAGCAACAUCAGCAGCAGCAAUCACUUGAAGCACGUCACCGCCGAGAGCCCAUACGCCGAGUGGCUGGAAGGCCAUCCCUCCGCCCUGGACUCUUUUGGCAACAUGAUGGAGGGAGCAAAAAAGAAAAAGGUUGCUAUUUUCUUGGAUUACGACGGUACACUGUCUCCAAUCGUUGAGAAUCCGGAGCAGGCGUUCAUGUCGGACGAGAUGCGAGCGGCUGUGAAGCAGGUUGCGCUGCGCUUUCCAACUGCAAUAAUAAGCGGAAGGGGAAGAGACAAGGUUAAAAAUUUUGUGCAACUCUCUGAGCUCUAUUAUGCAGGUAGUCAUGGCAUGGACAUUAUGGGUCCAGCCGAUGCCUGCGAUGGAGUCACAGUUGAGGGAACGCGAGGCAAAGAUGAGAAUGGGAAUGAUGUCGUUUUGUUUCAACCCGCGGCCGAGUUCCUGCCGAUGAUGAACGAGGUGUUUGGCCUCUUGUUGGAGAGGACACAAGCAAUUCAAGGGGCAAGCGUGGAGAACAACACCUUCUGCAUUACAAUUCACUUCCGGAGAGUCGAAGAAAAGAGCUGGCACCUGUUGGCAGAGAAAGUGCAGGAUGUCUUGAAAGACUACCCAAAGCUGCGGCUGACUCAGGGCCGUAAGGUGCUAGAGGUUCGGCCUUGCGUAGAGUGGGACAAGGGCAAGGCGGUCGAAUAUCUGCUUCGCUUGUUAGGUACUCCAUUUUGUUUGCAAGGCGGAGAUUUUUGUACUGACCGGAGGCUAAUCUCUGCUUGUGCCUUCCGGCUCACAGGACUCGAGGACUCUGAUUCUUUACCAAUAUACGUUGGCGAUGAUACGACUGAUGAAGACGCGUUUAAUGUUUUUAAGAACCGUAAGAUUGGAUGUGGUGUGCUAGUCACCCGCGGGCCAAAGGCUACGAGCGCGUCGUAUUCGCUUCGUGAUCCACCCGAGGUGAUGAAGUUCCUCCAUGCUCUGGUUAAUUGGAGCUCAUCUCCAUCUACUACUACUACUACUUCUACGACCCAGUAACGAGGGGGGGAGAGGAGCUCCAGUGUCUCUUGCUCGCGCGAGCGCCGCAUCAAAGUCGUCGUAGCAUCGCAUCGAAUCGGAUCGAUGAUGCUCUCUCUCCUUACGGAUCGUUCCAGGUACUGCUCUUAAGAACCGGUUUAGUGUCACCACCAUAACGCGACGAGACGAAACAAGCUGUACAGUGAGUAAUUGUCAAGCCAGCAGCGGAGAAAGGAUUCUUUUCCUUCUUGUUCGACGAGUGAGGAGAUUUUAUGGGCCGAGAAAUCGAAGAUGGUCCCAUUUUCAGAGAUGAAAAAAAAAAAAAAGAAGAAAAGAACUGCUGCUUAAAUUUGUCUUGGAAUUAAUGCAAUCGUUGAGAAUGAGAUUGUCUUGGAA